Molecule: messenger RNA, 1051 nt
Organism: Alosa alosa (allis shad)
Lineage: Eukaryota; Metazoa; Chordata; Actinopteri; Clupeiformes; Clupeidae
Product: transgelin-like
Exons: 5
Coding region: 157-753 (198 amino acids)
Molecular function (GO): protein binding
Source: RefSeq, a predicted model, not a curated record
UGUGCAUGUCUGAUUUCUUUAGUCGGACACUCCCAGGCGCGGACUCUGCCCUCUGUAGUAAAUAGGAAGAGAGAUCUCAGACGCGCGCACACAUUCACACCUCUGCAGGACUACUGUCGGAAGAACUUAGCACAUCUUGACUUAAAAGCUACAGCCAUGGCAAACAAAGGUCCCGCAUACGGCUUGAGCCGCGAGGUGCAGAGCAAGAUCGACAAGAAGUACGACCCCGAGCUGGAGGAGCGGCUGGUCAGCUGGAUCAUGGCCCAGUGCGACGCUGACGUGGGCUCGCCCGAGCCCGGCAAAACCGGCUUCCAGAACUGGCUGAAGGACGGAUGUGUGCUGGGUCAUCUCAUCAACACCCUCUAUGGUGCCAAUAAGCCCAUCAAGAAGGUGCAGACCUCAGGGAUGGCCUUCAAGCAGAUGGAACUAAUCUCCCAGUUCCUCAACGCUGCUGAGCGCUACGGCGUCACCAAGACCGAUAUGUUCCAGACAGUAGACCUCUGGGAGGGUAAGGAUUUAGCUGCUGUACAGAGAACACUGAUGGCGCUUGGCAGCUUGGCUGUGACAAAGGAUGAUGGCCUUUACAAAGGCGACCCUGCCUGGUUUCACAAGAAAUCCCAGGAAAACAGGAGGGAGUUCACUGACGAGCAGCUCAAAGAGGGGCAGAGCGUUAUUGGCCUUCAGAUGGGCACCAACAAGGGGGCAUCACAAGCUGGCAUGACGGGCUACGGCCGGCCCAGACAGAUCCUGUAAAACCAGCCCAGCUCCCGAACCAGAUCCGCUCCACCAACUUCAUCUCUCUCCAUCGUCUCCCAACCCCGAAAACCAAUCACUGAAACUGGAGAUGCACAGGGACCAACACGCACUCAAACACACACACACACACACACACACACACACACACAUAUCAGACACACACUCUGCGACAUAUGAACAUACUAUGACCAAAGACUAUUGUUACACAUCCCAUUCCCCAUGUUUUUUUGUACAUUGUAUAUUGAUUAUUAAUAAUUCUGAAAAAGAAAAUUAAAAAGACUUAAUUUUGAACAAA